AUGACCCGUUCAUGGCUUUUCCGCACCUUUGACCAUUCGUUCCUUUUGAAAUAUGCCGCCGAAUUUGCGCAGCGGGUUCUUACCCACAUCAUCCGAACCGGCCCAGUCCCGAAACAUAUUGCACUCAUUAUGGAUGGAAACAGAAGAUUUGCCAAACAAAACAACUUGCAAUUGAAAGACGGGCACAUCGCAGGGGCCCAAUCCCUCGCUAAAAUGCAGGUUUUGGAGGCAUCGUACAAGUUUGGAAUCGACACCGUCACCGUAUAUGCCUUCUCGAUCGAAAACUUCAACCGACCAAAGGCCGAAAUCGAUACCUUAUUUGGGAUGUUGAGGGAGAAGCUCCAGACUUUAAACGAUUCAAACUUCACGGGCAAGGAAGGCUUGAGAAUCAGGAUUAUCGGAAACAAGGGUAUGAUUCCCGAGGACAUCCUCACGGAUCUCAUGCGGAUCGAGGAUGCUUCCUCCAAGGAGUAUACGUACACCCUCAAUGUCUGCUUUCCAUACACGUCCCGCGACGACAUCGCCAAUUCCAUCAAGACCGUGCUCCAUAAAGUGGACAAGGGUGAGCUCUCUAUUGAUGAAAUUGACCAGAAAGUAUUGUACGACAACAUGUAUUUCGGCGCAGACUCCCCCCAUGUGGACAUUUUGAUCAGAACCAGCGGCCACACCCGUUUGAGCGACUUUAUGUUGUGGCAGUCCAACUACAACUCCACGAUUGAGUUCGUGGAUGUGCUAUGGCCCAAUUUCAACUUUGUGCGGAUUGCCAUGGUCAUCGUCAAGUGGAGUUACUACAAGACGUUGAUGUUAGAGUGA
Molecule: messenger RNA, 813 nt
Organism: Babjeviella inositovora NRRL Y-12698
Lineage: Eukaryota; Fungi; Ascomycota; Pichiomycetes; Serinales
Gene: SRT1
Product: ditrans,polycis-polyprenyl diphosphate synthase
Exons: 3
Coding region: 1-813 (270 amino acids)
Cellular component (GO): lipid droplet; endoplasmic reticulum; dehydrodolichyl diphosphate synthase complex
Molecular function (GO): ditrans,polycis-polyprenyl diphosphate synthase [(2E,6E)-farnesyl diphosphate specific] activity
Source: RefSeq, a predicted model, not a curated record